Molecule: messenger RNA, 1455 nt
Organism: Dovyalis caffra
Lineage: Eukaryota; Viridiplantae; Streptophyta; Magnoliopsida; Malpighiales; Salicaceae
Source: the annotation of a GenBank genome assembly
AUGAACAACUUCAAUUUCGAUUUCGGAAUCGGAUCAAACAGACCCAAAUCUUUAAACGAUCAAAAGAACCCAAACCCAUCUACCUAUUCAUCUUCUACAACACAUUCUAAGCCUACGUGGCAACCCAAUAAGCCAUCAUGGACCCAUCAACCGGCACCAGGCCAAUCAAUGGCCCGACCCGGUGGCUUAAAUGGACCCACUUCUAUGGUGGGUGAUAUAUCAGGGAAGAGCUGGAGUUCGGGUGUGGAUUCGGGUAUUGGGAUUGCUGAAAAGAAUCCGAAUUUGUUUGGAGAUCUUGUUACUUCUGCUAUGGGAAAUGAUAAGGUUAGUAGUAAUAGGAACGUUCCUUUGAAAAAAUUGGGCAAUUUGCCUGAUUCUUUGCCGAAAACGAGUGGACCCACCGCCAAGAGUAGUGGAGUUUGGGGAGGUAAUGAUAAUUUGGGUGGUGAUUCUGGUGGUUAUAAUCGAAAUAGUGGUAAUGCUAAUGUUAGUGUUGGCGUCAAUAAAAGUUCGAAUCUUUGGGGGUCGUCGAUGAAGAAUAUGAGUGGAGGUGGAGUUGGAGGUGGAGGUGGAGGUGGAGGUGGAAUGAGUGGAAGUAAGGACCCUUUUGGUUCUUUGGUUGAUUUUGGAAUGAAUCAGAAACCAGGUAGUCUUAAUUCGGCUAGUAAAGAUAAUAAGCCAUCCGGCAAUGCUGGUGAUGAUGCAUUUGGUGUAUUUCAAAAUGCUUCGAAAUCAAGUGCGAAAUCGGUUCUCUCAGAUAGUGUUGGUGCUAGCAAUAAUGAUUUCAUGGGAUCAAAUAUGAGUUCCAAGUCCAAUAUUGAUGACUUCGGAAUGUUCAACAAUAACUUUCCUACUUGUAAGCAGCAGACUCCGGUUCAACCUUCAGCUUGUGAUCCACUUGACAUGUUCUUUACACCAUCCACUGGAAAUGCUACAACUAUAUCGGGAGGAUUGGGAGGGCAGCCAUUCUCAGAAGUUGAUGAUUGGGGAUUGGAUUCUGGGCUUGCAGAGGGAGCUGUGGAUGAUUCACCUGGUGCCACCACUGAGCUUGAAGGGCUUCCACCUCCUCCCGCUGGGGUAACAGCUUCUGCAGCAAAGAACAAGGGCAUGGACAAUCAAAAACAGGGGCAAUAUGCAGAUGCUAUCAAGUGGCUGUCUUGGUCUUUGGUACUUCUUGAGAAAACAGGUGACAAAGCUUCCACCAUGGAGGUCUUAUCAUCCAGAGCUUCGUGUUAUAAAGAAGUUGGAGAGUAUAAGAAGGCAGUGGCUGAUUGUUCAAAGGUGCUCGAUCACGAUGAUGCAAAUGUAUCUGCUCUUGUACAGCGUGCGCUCCUGUAUGAAAGUAUGGAAAAGUAUAGGCUUGGAGCAGAAGAUCUGCGGGUUGUUCUGAAGAUUGAUCCUGCUAACAGGGUUGCAAGGAGUACCAUUCACCGUUUGACCAAAAUGGCAGACUAA